AGAACGCCGAGGGCAGAACAAUUGUGUUUUGGAUUCCUUGCCGUGCGGAUCGCAAGCGCGAGAGUUAUGAGAAGAGCGUAGCAAAGCGUACGAAGUAGUAGAAGCAACAGAAUUCGAAUUCAGAAUCGACAGAAAACAGAGGCAAAGAGGAGUAGAAGAAAGAAAAGAACGUUAUUUUUUUAACAGUGUUUUUCUGCGCCACACUCUCGAAAUACAUAUUUCAAACGGAUUUUCAAAGUGCUUUUCCCAUUUUUUACAAUAUAUAAAACUCCAAAAGUAUCUGUGUGUGUUUGUGCGCGCGAGUGCCCGUGUGUGUGUGUGUGCGCAGUCGACGUCGCUGCUUUGGGGACAGAGCUGCCAGAUCGCGAGUUAUGAAAGCGCAAGCGUCGCACGCAAGUAGCAACAACAAAAGCUACUGAAAAAAACUCUACAAAAAACACCGCACCACACACUCUAUUUUUUAUUUGUUGCCAAAAAAAAGGAAGCAAAUUCUAUACACACUUUAUAAGAAAAGAGAUCUUGAAAAAAAGACGAUCAUGGAUAGCAGCGAACAGUUGAACGGAGCCGCGGGAGCUUUGAAUUUCAAGCGGCCCAAGGAUUCUGCGGAGAAUGCGGCGAGCAAUUCUACAAGCAACUCUUCGGGCAGCCCCAAAAUGGGCAGUCGCCGGAUCUUCACGCCCCAUUUCAAGCUGCAGGUUCUGGAAUCGUAUCGCAACGACAACGAUUGCAAGGGCAACCAGAGGGCGACGGCCAGGAAGUACAACAUUCACCGCCGGCAAAUCCAGAAGUGGCUGCAAUGCGAGUCCAAUCUCCGCUCCUCGGUGGCCAACAAUCAGCAGCAGCAGCAGCAACAGCAGCAGCAGCAGCAGCAACAGCAGCAACAGCAGCAGCAACUUCUCCCCCAGCAAUCUGCAUCGCCCACUCCGGCGGCGGUCAAGGUGUUCCAUCAGCUGAGCCAUCCGCUGGUGCAUCAGUUGCAUCAUCAUCAUGCGGUGGGUCAUCACCACCAUCACCACCACCAUGCCGCCCAUCACCAUCAUGCGGCGGCAGCGGCGGCGGCAGCAGCGGCGGCAGCAGCAGCAGCAGCGGCCCACCAUCAUGCCGCCCAUCAUCUGUUGGCGGCGAACGGCAUGGUGCCGCAUCCCCUGGCCGCCCAUCCCCAUCUGCAUGUCCCGGUGGCAAUGCAUCCGCAGCAGCAACAGCAGCAGCAGCACUUGCAACAGCAGGAGCAACAGCAGCAACAAUCGGAGGCCACUUCGAAUGGCAGCAAUCUUUCGGCCGCCAAAAUAGCCGCUGUGGUUGCCGCCGCAACAGCAGCAGCAGCAAUCCCCGCCAGCAGCAGCAGCAGCAACGGCAGCAGUUGCAACGGCAGCAGCAACAGCAACAGCAAUUGCAACAGCAACAACAGCAACCAAGUGCCAAUUCAAGUGCCAAUCCUGAGCGGAUCCCCGCCUGCAGGUGGAUCCACCACUAGCACCACCACCACCUCUGCCUCCUCCUCCUCCUCCUCCUCAGCCAGUCACAUUCCACACAUGCCCUAUGCCGCCUAUCAUCAUCACCACCACCAACAUCCCCACUUUCUGGAGGCGGUGGCCACGCCCGCGCCCAUGGACCUCUCCCUCGGCUCCUCCGCCCGCCGUCAAAUGCAGCUGAACGAGAAGGUUGCCGAUCCCUCCGGCGUGGAUCUCACCUUCCGCAAGCGCAAGGUCAUCACUAGUCCCAUGCAACCCGACAAGAUGAGCAAGCUGGAGAUGCAGGAGGAGGAGGAGCAGAUCAAGAAGGAGCCGGAAACCGAGAACGAGGAUGUAGAGGUGGAUGUGGAGACGGAGCAGCCGGAGGAGCAUAAGGUGCCCUCCAAGCAGGUCAAGCUAUUCAAGCCCUAUUUGCUGGACGACGACGAGGAGAACCAGCAGGAGGAGCAGGAGGAUUUGGAUGAGGGCGCUGGCGGCGAGGAGGAUUCAUCAGAGCAUGCCGACAAGGACGACUCCGAUGAGGAUGAUGAUGAGCUGGACAACAAGAAGAAGCAGCUGCGACGCCACAAGAAGAAGAUCGGCGAGCAGCGGGAGCCGAUCAUCUGGAGCAAUCAUCCGUAUCCCGGUGGCUGUCUAUCGCCCGGAAGCAGCAGCUUUCAAUGCCCCACCGGGAUUCAGCAGACAUUUCCCGUCAUUGCCGGGGGGAGUCCUAAUCAGGCAGCCACGCCCCUUAGCCCCUUCUCGGCGCCCGCCCUCUCGCCCACCGGCUUCUGCUGCCCCAAAGGAUCGCCCGUUUCCGGCUACGAGAGCAGCUCCUCCACCUACAGCGACAGCGGCAGCAGCUACAGCCUCAAUCUCCAGCUGCAUGCCGUCUACAACGACAAUCUGAUGUACAUGCAACAGCAGCAGCAACAGCAGCAGCAACAUCACCUGCAACAUCAGCAACACCUGCAGCGCUGGCUGGAUCAGGAGUCCAGGAUCCUGGCGGAUUCGGCGCCCACAAACCUGACCCUGGUGGCCUAAGAACACACAACAUACAAGUAGCAACUAAGGAAGCAGCAAUCCCACCAAUCGGAUGUUUUAACGGCAGUCACUGGGCCUGGCCUUUUAGUUCCCUAAGCCAUAUUUAAGCCUAUGAAUGAGAGUUUUUUUUUCCUAGCCUUAAAACUUACCUUACAAAUCCUUAGAUCUAAGCGAAAAAAAACAUAUAUCUUCCAAGCAUAUCAGCAAAAAAAGCCCCCACACAAAACCCUAGGUUUAGAUAACAUUUCUUUUUUUUUUUUUGGUUAGCUAUUAAGAACAAAUUAAGCUUAAGUUUAGGUUUUUCUUUUUUUUUAUGUGUAAAUAAUUGUGUACAAAAGAAAAGCAAAAACAAGGCGAAACAUUUGAAU
Messenger RNA from Drosophila takahashii, 2863 nucleotides. It is a transcript of the gene brk, whose product is annotated as transcriptional repressor brinker. The record is from RefSeq and is a predicted model, not a curated record. NCBI's taxonomy places the organism in Eukaryota, Metazoa, Arthropoda, Insecta, Diptera, Drosophilidae.